AUGCCAGAUCAGGCAGUUUACGCGAGCACAUUCUUCCAUCGUCCACAGAUUCGUCAAGGUCCCGACGUCCCUUACAAGAAUGAAGCAGGCUCCAAUCCUGUGCUUCGCGGCGUUGCCUUAGCUGCUGUCUCCAAGAUCAUUUCGUCGUCCACCUGGAUUCAGAGCGUCUUCUGGAAACUCAACGGCUUCGACAAGCUCAAGCAUACAGAGUUUCUAGAUGAAUACGAGAUUCGACUCGACCCCACGGUCGUACCUCGAUCUGCUACCUCUGAGAGCCCCGUGCCCAGCUUGACAGAAUUACCGUCGCCUCGGCCUCGAGCUUCGAACGCAAACUACUACACUUGUGCCGACUUCCACGAAUUGUACAAGUCUGGCAAAGUUACCCCUUCCGAUGUCAUUGAGUACCUGUUACCCCUGAUCCGGCGAGACACCCAGCCUUCUGGUCAAUACUCCGUCGCCUUUAUCGAUUCCAAAGUCGACUUGGUACGAGCCGCCGCAAAAGCUUCCACCGAAAGAUAUCAAGCCGGCAAUCCGCUCAGUGUUCUAGAUGGCGUGCCUUUGGCCGUGAAGGAUGAGGUGGAUCUAAAAGGAUACAACAAGACUCUUGGCAGCAAGCUUGAUUUCACCGACAAAGAAGACCGUACAGCAUGGUGUGUGCAGAAAUGGCAGGAGGCGGGUGCCGUGAUAAUAGGAAAGACCAAUAUGCACGAGGUUGGCUUGGACACCUCCAACAACAACCAGACCUGGGGGACCCCGUUGAAUCCGCACAAUAACGGCUUCUAUACUGGCGGCAGCUCUGGUGGCUCCGGGUUUGUUGUUGCGGCCGGCAUUUGCCCAAUUGCACUGGGUGUUGAUGGCGGUGGUUCAAUUCGAUUACCCUCUGCGUUUUGCGGUAUCUAUGGCCUCAAGACCACUCAUGGUCGUGUAUCUGCCAGAGUGGGCAAAGACUGGGUGGACACUGUUGUGGUCCAGGGUCCCAUGGCUUGCAGCAUUGAUGACCUCGCCUUAGGCUACCGAGUAAUGGCUCAACCCGAUCCCGGCUCAAUGAGAAGCUCUGGAUUCCCCAGCAGUCUAAUUACGGAGCCUUGCAGCCCGGCCAAUGGAAAGAAGUAUCUAGGGAUCGAUCGAAGCUGGGUCAACCGGUCGGAUAAGGUGGUGCUGGAUAUGUUCAACGCUGCCAUCGACGGAUAUGUCCAAAUCCAGGGCUAUGAGGUGAUCGACAUCAAGAUUCCCUACAUACCAGAGGGACAGAAGGCUCACGCAUUGACCAUUUUGUCCGAAUGCCGCAGUCAGAUUGUCCCCCCAAAGAUCUCCAAGCUUUCCUGGCACAAUCAGCUGCUUCUCAAUGUCGCCGGCGGCCACGCGACGGCUCAAGAUUUUAUAUAUUCUCAGAAAAUGCGCAAUCUUCUCAUGUGCCAUCUGGCGUGGCUGUGGCAUCAGUAUCCUGGAAUGCUGAUACUGACGCCCACGACGCCUUGCGCUGGAUGGAAGAUUGGCAAGCCGAGCGACAUUACCAGCGGCUACGGUGUGAGCGACGGCGACAUGAGUUUGAGAACCAUGGAAUACGUCUAUCUGGCGAACUUCACGGGCAACCCGGCCAUCACUUGUCCAAUGGGAUAUACGGAUGAGAAUGUUCCAGUCGGUCUUAUGGCCAUGGGUGAUUGGGGCAGUGAGGAACACCUGAUCGCUUUUGGCAAAGAAGGCGAGUCGUUCCUUGCCGGUGGGAGCGGCAUUCGGCGCCCGAGGGAUGAGAAGAUGUGGAUUGACGUCCUCGCUGGCAAGAAGUCUGAGGAAUAA
This is a messenger RNA of Cladophialophora psammophila CBS 110553, 1797 nucleotides long. Its product is annotated as amidase. Gene Ontology annotation, molecular function: catalytic activity. The transcript is spliced from 3 exons. The record is from RefSeq and is a predicted model, not a curated record. Lineage: Eukaryota; Fungi; Ascomycota; Eurotiomycetes; Chaetothyriales; Herpotrichiellaceae. The coding region runs from base 1 to 1797 and encodes 598 amino acids.